GUUUAGAAAGUAGAAAUACAUAAUAAAGAUGCCGGCGUCACUUAAGAAUUAUGGUAACUGGAUGAUUCUAAAGAAGUUGGGCCAAGGAGGAUUUGGCGAGGUAUUGCACUGGCGCAAUAGCCAAACCGGCCAGGAGAUUGCCACGAAACGCCUCAAAGAUGGCUCCUCCUUGAGCACUGACGAGCGGUGUAAGCUCUUUGAUCGCUGGCGUCAAGAAUACAAUUGGACACGAAACCUUACGGAAAUGCCGUACAUAGUUCGUGGCAUUUUCCUGGACGACACAGAUCCUGCAUUCAUGAACUAUCUGAACAGUAACCAUGGCCACGAUUUGCCUGUAAUUGUCAUGGAAUAUUGCAAUGGUGGAGAUGUGCGACGACUUCUUCAACAGCCGGAGAAUGCGAAUGGCUUAAGCGAGUUUGAGGUGCGAGAAAUCCUUCGGUCGCUACGUUUGGCUCUCGAAUAUUUACACAGGCGCUACAGUAUCUGCCAUCGUGACCUUAAGCCGGAUAACAUUGUACUACACCGAGGUGAUAAUGGGAAAAGGCAAUAUAAAUUAACCGAUUUUGGUUUGGCCCGCCACAAUCAAAACUUGAAGACAUUGCAACAAAGCGUUGUUGGCACCAUUCAUUAUUAUGCGCCUGAAGUUGUCGAUACGGGGCGGUACAAUAACAAAGUAGACUACUGGUCUAUGGGCAUAAUUGCUUUUGAACUCUGUUGCGGCCGCUUGCCCUUCAUACCCCACUCCAGUCACUUCAACAUCAUAGUUAACGUAGGCAAAAAACCACGCGAAUGCAUUUCAAUAUCACAGGAUCCGGAUUCGACGUCCGAAAGUUUUAUAUUUCAUAAUGAAUUGCCCAAAGAACGGCACUUAACCGAAGUCAGAGCAAAAAAAAUGACCUACUGGCUUAGAUCCGCUCUAGAUGCCAAAUACCAAACGCGUGGCACGUUCCACAACGACGAUGAAAAGCCGGUAACUGAUGAGGUACAAACGCCAGCAAUAUUCGCCGAACUUGACAAGCUGCUUGAUUGCAAGGUCCUGACAGUGUUCGCAGCAUGCAGCUAUAAGUGCUUGGCCUAUGAAAUAACACCACAGCUCGCAACCAUAUCGGAUUUGCAGCAUCUAAUUGCCCGGGACACUGGCAUUGCGCAGGAAUCUGUGGUAUUAUUGCUGCCCACGGGGCAUCCCCAUAAACGUAUUACAGAACAGACACGUCCCGCUGAUCUGUUUGUGGACCAUUGGCAAGAUACUAGUGGUAGGUCCCGUAGUUCCAUACCGCCCGUAAUGAUCUAUGUCUUAGAUUUAAAUGGCACCUAUAAUUUCCCGGAGCCGAACCUCACACCGCUGAUGCGCCUGUUUAUGCCCCCGACGGCAAAGCGCCUAGAAACCUGGAUGUCCAAACAAUUGGCUCUUGAGGUUAAUUUUCUGCUCAGCGAGGAGCAGAGGAAAUUUAAAAUGCUUUUGCUGUCCUUAAGGGACCACGUCCUGACACUGGAGGAUGCUCUGCUCACCUUUAAGCCGCACAUUGAAGCGCUGAAUGCCCAGAAGCUGAAAUUUAUGGGUGCUAUAGAUUAUUUCCGUGCAUUGCAAAAUGCCGGACAUGAGUUUUUUUUAAAGAUGUAUCAAAACAAUGCGCCUGGACUGUCGAAUUGGGAAACGAAAUGGGUGAAUUUCUCAUCCGCUUGGAAUGUGAUACGUGAUUCCAUCGAUAGAAUCAUCGCACGCUUUGAAUCGGUGCUGCGAGACGUGCGCAAACACGUCGAUGACAAAAUAUGUGAUAAAAUGAUCAAUCAGGAUCUUUAUAAGGUGGAGAAGUUUCGUGCCACAUAUUUGAGGAGCUACGAACUGAAGGUGGUGGAGUUUCGUGAAAUUCUUAUCGCAUUUGCCGAAGAACGUAAUGAGGCUCUUAACAAUCAAUCUGUAAAAUACUUGCGCGAAAGCACCUUCGAGUUGUACCGACAAACCAUAAAAAUAAGUUAUACCAUCCAAAUGAUAAAGAACAAGUGGCCAGAUAUGGAAAACCAAUUCAUGGCACUUCAAUUGGAAGUGUGGAAGAACGCCGCCGACAAUUCCAGACGCGCCUCAAUCGCAGAAUUGAAUCACACAAUGGGAUCCCUCACUUUGGAUGAUUCUAGGGGUGAGAUUCCCACUUUCUUUGAUCCACAGACGCCUUCUUUGAUUGAUUCUGCGCUCAAAUUGAAAGAUCUUUUGGUAAAAGAAAUGGAAACUGACUAAAGCAAGCACCAAUUGAUAUAGAAUAUUUCUUUUAGAGUUAGGAGUCAGCAAACAGGGAUCAUUGCCAUAUAUUGGCGUCCUUUCUAAAAAAUUAGUCAUAAAUUGGUUAAUUUCACGUUUUUUCCAAAACCAAAGAAAACAUAACAAUUUUUUAAACUACUCGUAUAUAAUUAGAUAUUGAGCCUUUUUAUGACAUUCAUAAUUCGUUAAGAGUAUUUUAUAAUUAUUUCUAAUAUUUUUACUUAUCUGUUAAAGUAUGCGCCUUUGAAUACGUUGCAUGCCAGCUAUGAUCAAUGAUUUUGUUGAACAUAUUCUUCGAAAGAUUCAAGAAGAAUAAAUAUUACAUGUUAUAUUUUUACGUUAUUUAUUAUUUGUUGGACAUUAUUUGAAUUUAUUUUUAACAUAAAUAAAAACUGAGACAGAAUAUACUUUGUAUUCUUCGGAUCCGCCUUUUCUCCAUAUAUUACCGACGAGCUGCGGGAGUUAGAGAGGAAUAAGCAAGUUUCAGAACAACAGGGAAGCAAACAAGGAACAAAAU
This is a messenger RNA of Scaptodrosophila lebanonensis, 2771 nucleotides long. It is a transcript of the gene IKKbeta, whose product is annotated as inhibitor of nuclear factor kappa-B kinase subunit beta. Gene Ontology annotation, cellular component: IkappaB kinase complex; cytoplasm. The transcript is spliced from 5 exons. The record is from RefSeq and is a predicted model, not a curated record. Gene Ontology annotation, molecular function: ATP binding; IkappaB kinase activity. Lineage: Eukaryota; Metazoa; Arthropoda; Insecta; Diptera; Drosophilidae. Gene Ontology annotation, biological process: peptidyl-serine phosphorylation; tumor necrosis factor-mediated signaling pathway; positive regulation of transcription by RNA polymerase II. The coding region runs from base 29 to 2233 and encodes 734 amino acids.